AUGUGUGGAAUUAUUGUGGGAGAGGUAGAGUACUUGCGUGAGUGCGCUGCGAAAGUGGGAAAACAUAUUGAUUUUUGCUGUCAUUUUAAGAGAGGAGAUGUUGAACAUAGUAGCAGCCCUACUUAUGAAUACGUGAAGUUCAUCAUCACAGUCAAAGAUAUUUCAAGUGAGCCUUUGGUGCUCUUCAGUAGCUUCUUCCCCAGUCACACCUAUGCUGAAUCGUUUCCUACAUAUCUUCCUUUGGAGGAUCGGUUUUAUAUGGUGGGGUCCAUUUGUCUCUUCAAGCCUCAGACCCUACAGGAACUUUGUGCUGUCAAUAAAACUGAGGAUGAGGUUAUGCUGAUACAAGAAGACUCAAAUGAAGAACAUGUAUAUCCAGAGUACAGAAUAACCAACCAGUCCACCACUAAUAGAGCUUGAGAGGUGGAAGAUAGAUUUAGGAAAAUUAACCACAGCUCCCCUGAACCCUAGUCUAAGCAGACAGGCAGAGUACUAGUGCCUUCCAGAUCAUCUUUUUCCAGUAGCAGCUCUGAGUCUAUGCAUCCUGCUCUUAGAGACCCAGCUGAGCCACAGGUUCUUGUGAGGACAAUGUCUUAUUCUCCUCUUCUGUUCCUUUGAGAUUCUUCACUGCAAGGCAGUGGAUAGAAAAAUAUCCAAGCAUGUCAGAGAAACUCCACCAGCAGUAUUGAGCCCAGGCUGCUAUGGGAGAGAGUGGAGAAGCUGGUGCCCAGGUCUGGUAGUGGCAGUUCCUUGGGGUCCAGCAACUCAGGAUCCCAACCUGUGUCCCAUCCGGGGUCUCAGAGUGUCUCAGGGGAGCGCUUCAGAGUGGGUUCAUCACCCAAAUCUGAAGGCUCUUCAUCUCAGUGCCUUGAAAAUGCAGUGAAAAAAAUGUGAAGAUUAGAAGUUUUUAGACCUCUCAAGCCUGCUGAUUAGACUGCAUUGGCCAAAGAACUUCAAGCAGUGGAAGAUGUGUGACCUUCCAAGUGACACCAAGUGACACAUGACUACUCAUCCAGUGAGGGGUCAGGGACAAUAGAUGAGGAAGACGAUGAUGUAGAAUAAGAAGGGGCUGAGGAACCCACCUCUGCUGAGGACACCAGAGCAGCAUCUCUGAAUUUGAGCAAUGGUGAAACAGAAUCCGUGAAAACUGUGAUUGUCUAUGAUGCUGUAGAAAGUGAACGAGUCAUGGCCCUAUCCAAGGAGGGCACUCCUGUCAUCCACUAGACUCAGUCCACCAGUAACACAUUCCAGAAACACAAGUCUUCUUCCUUCUUUACACUUUUUGUAGACACCGGAUUGCUACAGAUUUCUCCAUCUGGUGGGACAGCAGUGACUUCUGUGGUGGGAUUUUCCUGUGAUGGACUAAGACCAGAAAAUAGGCAAGAUCCUACCUGGAAGGGCUCAGUGGUCAGUGUGAAUGCCAUGAACACUAGACCACAGAGUGGCACUCCAGAGAUUCAAAAAUAUAAGAAGAGCUUUAAUCCUGAGAUUCUGUGUGCUGUCUUAUGGGGAGUGAAUUUUUUAGUAGGCAUAGAAAGUGGCCUGAUGCUUGAAUUACUUCACAAUGAUCCAGAAAUUGAGAAAAAGCAAGGAUGGACAACUGGGGGGGGGGAUUUGGAAGGAUGUGUAUACUAUGAAGUUGUAAAAUAUGAAAGAACAAAUUUCUGUAAUUUGCAGAGUUCUGUGAAGGUCUAUGCAUGGACACACAAGCCAUAUCACAGAUUUAUAGCCUUUGAGUCAUUUGGAGAAUUGGUACCUAAGCCAUUACUGGUGGAUCUCGCUGUUGGGGAAGGCCAGAGGUUGAAAGUGAUCUGUGGAUCCUGGGCUGGAUUCCAUGCCACUGAUGUGGAUUCAGGAGAGGUCUAUGAUAUUUAUCAACCAACACACAUAAGAAAGAACCCGACUCUGAUCCAGUGUAGCCUCAAACCCUAUGCAAUCAUCAUACUCCCCAACACAGAUGGCAUGGAGCUUCUGGUAUGCUAAGAUGAAAGGGUUUAUGUGAAUACCUAUGGAAAAAUCCCCAAAGAUGUGGUUCUGAAGUGGGGAGAGAUGCCAACAUCUGUAGCGUAUAUUCAAUCCUGUCAGACAUUAGGCUGGGGAGAAAAGGCCAUAGAGCUCCUUUCUGUGGAAACUGGUCACUUGGAUGGUAUGUGUAUGCACAAAAGGGCUCAAAGACUAAAAUUCUUAUGUGAAUGCAAGGACAAGGUCUUCUUUGCCUCCGUUCCAUCUGGAGGCAGCCACAGGGUUUAUUUCAUGAUAUGA
Messenger RNA from Nyctereutes procyonoides (raccoon dog), 2262 nucleotides. It is a transcript of the gene PASD1, whose product is annotated as PAS domain containing repressor 1. Lineage: Eukaryota; Metazoa; Chordata; Mammalia; Carnivora; Canidae. The record is from RefSeq and is a predicted model, not a curated record.